AUUCCCUGACCGACGCAGAACAAUGCCGGACCGAUAGCGAACAGCAGAGGUCACGCCUGACCGCCGCCAUGGACUUUAUAAACCGCCUCUUAGGAUCCGCGAACCUCCCAACAAAGAAACCGCCGAGGCCGCCCGCCAACGAUCCUCACACGCGUCUGGUUCGCUUCCGACGUGUCUACGGCAACGUCCUCGACCUCAUUGACCGCCCACGAAGUCAAGAAGUCGAGGGGAUUCUUCUCCGGCAAUUACAUGGCCAUGUUGACCGCGUGGCUGCCCUGUUACGAGAAGAGUCUCGCGCUCCGGUCCCGCAUAUUUGCUUCCAAUUCGCUGCUCGGAAUCGUAUCUACGCUGCUAUCGCGAGAGUAGCUACUGUCAGUCAAUAUGAGCCGAUUAUACGGGCUGCCAUCGCGGUGUUCGCUGCGCUGGUGGACAGUGAAGAGGAGGAUUUCUUGUCAAACAGCCAUUUUGCAAAGAGCCUCAUGAUGUUGGUGAGGAAAGUUGUGGACAGCGGAGAAUAUCUCAUAGACGUGGAGACGGAAACGGCGAUUCUCGAAUUGCUAUUCACCAUCUCUGCGAAGAUACGACUGCAGCCGGAGAUUCUGCCUGUUUGGUUUCAGUCUACGGUCAAGCCGGAGCAAGAGGAUGUGUUUGUUAAGGAGAAGAAGAGUUUCGUGGGGAUAACGCAGAAAGACGAUUUUCCGCUUUGCUAUCUGCUGAUUGAUCGCGUACACCAUGAAGGUCGGAUUGGUGAUUUUGCCAGGACUGGGCUGCUUUAUGUCUUCGAAGCUACUGGACGCUCUGAGGACUUGGAGGAGUGGGUGAUCAGCAGCGAUCUACCUACUCUUAUGGCCUCGGGGCUUGGGGCACUUUAUAGCCAGCUCAGUCGCGAACUGAGCAUCCUGCACGCCGACGCCGAGCUGCCUGCUGUGCUCGCUAUGAGCGACUAUGCAACUACACAUCCUCGAGCUACGGCUGAAUCUGCCUUUUCAGACAGGCAUAAAGCACACAUGGCAACUUUCCUCUCAUAUCUAGCCUUUUGGCAAGAUGUGCUAGACCACUGUCGGAGUGCGGAUGUCAAGCAGACACUACUGGAUCACUUUCAGAUCCUCUUCUUGCAGCAACUACUGUAUCCGUCACUUCUGCAAUCGAGCGACACCGAUGCUGGAAGUUCUAUUGCAGUGCUGACAUACAUGACUGCGAUGCUCGAAUCUCUUGAGUACCCCGAUCUCAUCGACAUGAUGCUUAAGUAUCUAUUAGCUAUUGAAGAGAGUAGCACACCUGUGGCAUCGACACCUCAAACACCAAAGACAGCCGACCAGCCUCCGAAGUCACCAACCACGAUCCGACGACGGCAGAGUCUGAUGCUUCUGAAUGCGCCGAAAGACCCCGAUGAGGCUGUCGAACCAGCCCUGUUUGAUCUUGUAGAUCUCAUAAAGAACAAUGUUGGAUCACGGAACAGCCAGUCUGUGUACGCCGCCUUAAAGCUUGCAUCGACUUUGAUAUUCAGGCAGAAGCCUUAUGCGAUUCAUCAUCUGGUCAAGACUCGCAAGGCGCCAGCCAAUGGCAUUGCGAGAACUGUUGGCGCUCUCGAGCUCGAGAUCGAGAAAUACAUGGAGAUCGCCUCUUCUCUGCAUAGACACUAUGCUCUGGAUGUCGCGUAUGAUCGUCUUUGCGAGGACAUGCGAUACGUGAUCGAGGCUCAAGUGCCUCUUCUCCCAGCAAACACGUCCACUGCGGACCAAGUCCAGGUUGGCGGCAUAGUGCUGACUGAGGAAGACCCUCUGAUACAACUCAUGAUCGGCCAGCUUCGCACUUUCUUCACCAACAGCAUUGAUGUUAAUCUCGAGCUCAGCCAGGCAUUCAUCUCUAUCUUGCAAUGCGUAGAGAUUCGACUGGAUCAUUGGGUGGCUAUGAAACCUUCAGCUUAUCAGUUCGACGAAAAGCCACUUCCGAACAGACCAUGGCAAGCUCACCUCGACAGUGAGGAGCAAGAGGCGUGGCAAAGUGUACAGGAGCGCUCGCGUGCGCCCAAGUGGUCACCAGAAUGCAUUCCAAGACUGUUCUCAGAGCUCCAGGCUGCUGCUUCCGAGCUUGACGCAGUCCGUGCUAAGAUCCCGAACAUGGAUCAGCUCAUUACUGGCAGGAAAGUCAUGUUGCAAGCUUCCGGAGUUGAUGCUACCGCACUAAGUGAGCCUCCGUCAGUAAUGGGCAGUCCGAUGCCGCGGAGAGCGAUGUUAGAUGUGCCCAGCGCAUUACAGAGCAGGAAUUCAAGUCGAGGGAGAGCACGCACAACUGCUACAACAUCUGCAAACGGUAGCCUGGCGCCAUCUCCGUCGCCAUCAAGAGGACUGUCUGCAGCAAGAGGAGAUGGGCGGCCGCCGCGAUCUAGCUCACUUUUCAGACCGCCUCCGCCGGAGACGCCUUCGACAACGGAUAUGCUGAUGCAGGUCAUCACUUUCUCCAGCCGCCCCUCGAGCACGAACACCUCUGAGGAAGACGAGGCGAGUGACGGUGAUGACGAGGAGAAGACUCCUGCUCGCACUGCCAGUCUCAACCACAUUUUGACGAAUAUUGUAAUUUUGCAAGAGUUCAUUCUUGAGCUUGUUGCUGUUUUACAGGUUCGCGCCGCUGUGCUUGGAGACCGUGAGGUGCAAAUUGCGGCGUGAGUGAAAAUUGAUCGGCAUGUCAAAGUUCUUGAAUGAAAGACCAGACCGUGACUGGCCCUUUCCCUGCUAGGUGAGAAGUGGCCAGACGUUGUGCUUGAUACCAAGGCUGCAGCUGCUCGGUCAAAGUGGUGAAGCGACACAAAGCUCGUUGGAGCGAGUACGAUUUGAAGACCAUCAAACACCGACACGGCCUCACAAGAAUAAAUUGAGCAUUGCUGUUCGAUCUUGCCGCUCCUGUGAAGAGCGUGAAAACCUACACUCCUCGCGACAAGACAUCAGCGACAGUGUGGAUCACGUUCUGUUCACUUGCCUUGAGAGCUGCGGUCACUCCCAAGCAAGCAAAGCUAGGCUGGGCACGCUCGGCACGCUGGCGGCCGGCUACAUCAGAUGCUGCAUGCACACGGAAGUGGUUCUUAUCUCCACGCUCUGCGAUGGCAUGCGAGAGCUGAGUUCAAGUAGCAAUUGCCUGGAAGCGCCCUCAUCAUCCUCCGACGAGAGAGAGCUGCGGAUGGCCGAAUGAGCGUGCAGUAGUCCGGGUGACUAGCCUUAUCGCUUGUCAUCAGGAAAGACAACAUCGAGUCGUCGCUGAAUCAGUUAUGACUUCUGCGACGCCGUCAAUGAGGUGCGAGGUGAGCUCUUUGACACCAUAGCGGAUCGAGCAAGGUUCCUGCAGGAACGCGGCUCGUCGGCAGAAGCCAAAGCGGAGUUCGGCCAACUGCUCAUAUAGCUAGCAUAACACGCUCUUCCACUGCCAG
Messenger RNA from Cercospora beticola, 3421 nucleotides. Its product is annotated as FAM160 family protein. Lineage: Eukaryota; Fungi; Ascomycota; Dothideomycetes; Mycosphaerellales; Mycosphaerellaceae. The record is from RefSeq and is a predicted model, not a curated record.